Messenger RNA from Closterium sp. Yama58-4, 3258 nucleotides. The record is from the annotation of a GenBank genome assembly. NCBI's taxonomy places the organism in Eukaryota, Viridiplantae, Streptophyta, Zygnematophyceae, Desmidiales, Closteriaceae.
AUGCACUCAAUCGCACGCGCGCAUGUGUGGCAGAAUGAGGUGGACGACCCAUCAGCAUGGGUGCUCGGCAUCAUUGUCUACAGCGACGGCACGAACGCAACGCGCAACGGGCGCCGUCAGGCAUGGCCCUUCCUCCUUACGCUGGUGAACGUACCGGAGGAGCUGCGAAAGACAGAACCAGGCCAUGCUCUAGCUGGCGUGCUGCCUUUCCCUCCGGAGUGGGCUACCUCUACAGAGAAGGCCCGAGUGUUUCAGGAGGCGAUUCGGAUCAUACUGGCGCCGCUCAUGCGGGAAUCCUCGACCGCUCCACUGAGAGUCUUUUACGUCACCGACGCCAAGGGAGAGCCGGUGAAGGCAGUGCCAUGUUUUUUUGGUUACCCCGGGGACUUCAUCGAACAUUGCAGAGCUACGGCGACGCUGCAAACGGGGACGAAGCGGCCCUGCUGCAACUGCUACGUCCCGGAAGAGCUUCUUCGAGACCUCGAGCAUGUGGCCACACCUCGUACAGUGGAGUCGGAGAUGCACGUGCUACGCAACAUGCUUGCGUGCAAGACCUUGACAGCUGCGGAGGAGAUUCAGACCGAGUGGUCAACUCAUCCCGUGGAGUGCGUACUCUCGCGGUGGAACUUCUCGCACACGACGUGGGGAAACCCGUUUGGGGCUUGCGCGGCCGACAUCAUGCACGUGCUGGAUUCGGGGAUGGCAUUGCACAUGCUGGAGAAUCACAUAACGGUGCUAAGCAAGCCUGAGCGGCGUGAUGUUGAGAGGCGCAAGAAGACAACCAAGGGAGAGACCCCGAGUGUCAUCUUGCGACUCCCUGGAGGCAGCUCCUACUUCAUGAGCGGCGCGAACUAUGCCGCCUUUGAACACUGCAGCAUGAUGCAGGUCAUGCCCAUCCUGGUGGCGGACAAGUCAGCCCUGCGUUCGGGAAAGGAAGGCGAGUUGGCCGCACUGCGCGUGCGUGCCUUCCGGAUGUACGCCACCUUCUACAAGGCAUUUCUGGGGGUCAGCACACACACGGAGGCCACGCUCGCAACCGCACGGGCCCACGCCAUCAAGUAUGUCGGAUGGGAUUUGACGGGGUUGGUGGAGAUCCUGCCACAGGCAUACCCGGACCACGCAUCGCAUUGGCGCUUUCCCAAGAUCCACCUGAUUGUCCACUUGCUGGACAAUGUGAUCUGGCACGGCAUGCCGCACCACUACAGCACGGAGAUGUGGGAGCAUACCUACAAGGGGAUGGUCAAGAACCCCGUCAGGGGCGGCAACUGGAAGGACAUCCCCAGACGCAUCGUGGAGGAGGAGGUGCAGAGGGAGAUCUGCAGGGAGGUGGCACAGGACGCGGGUGGUGGGCGACAGUAUGCGACAGCGCUGCGCGAGGCCGUGGAGACGAUGAAACCCGUGCUCACGAGGAAGGGUCGCACAAUGCGGCCGGCGGAGGAGGGCGACGCUGUGAUGGGAACCUACCGCACGGCACUGGGCCACCUCAUGGAUGCGCUGCCGGGGAGCAUGGUGGCUGCAUCCAUCACGGCAUCCGCGGUCGUGGCCCAUACCGCGGUGGCGAUUCCACGCACCAAAGGAGGAGCUCUGGUCUCCAAGGGCGCGUUCGUCAAGGCAAGCCCCAAAGAGAAGUGGUUCACGGACUUUGCAGUGAAGUCUCCCAAGAAGGAGGAGUGGUAUGCCAAGGCGCUGUGCAUCUUCAAGGCUGAGACCGCAGAGGGCGACCGGAAGGGGUUUGUGUACGUGCGGUGGUAUGAGAGGGCAGGCAUUUGCCCUCUCACCACCUGCGUGCAGCUGACCCCGUCGCACAAGGAUACAAGGCACGCAGUGAUUGCUGUGGAGAGCAUUGAGCGCGUUGUGCACAUUUGUCGCUCGUUCAGCAACCCCGCGGUGUUGCUGCUGAACAAGUUCUUGCUCAUACCUUUUCCUGCGGCAAUGGCGUCCCUGGUAUCCCUUCUCGAGGCGCUGAAGGCCCCGCCCGAAAAGGUGUUCACUUUCACGGAGUUUCCGCUAAUCCCCACACGGGUGCCUCUAGGGACUUCUAUCGAUGAGCGCGCGCAGCUUUCGCGGGAGUGGCACAUGCCCGUGUGCUUCAUGUACAACGCGACUGGAUGUGUCACGAAACCGCCGAUCGUGGUUCUACGAAGGGAUGACAAGAGGCCCGUACAUGCGGGGCGCAAGAAGGAGCACGACGUGAAAGUGCGCUACGCGAGGAAAGGGCGUUUUUCUUGCGAGUGGCAUUUCGGUGGUCGUUUCAUCUCCGUCAUGCGGGAAGCCAUGACAUCCGUUGAGUUGCCCGCGCAGUUGUUCACGGAGUACAUGGAGGAGUUCAAUGGGGAAUUGCACGCCAAGAACGAGAGGGCGGUGGUACUGGUGCACAACCCGUUGCACACACUCACCGGGUGUGUGAAAGAAACCAGCACGGUGGAGGGGUUUGUCGUGGAGGAGCUUACACGCGUGAAGGUUGUGCAGACAUUUGGCGUGGUGCCGGCGGUUGCGUUCUCGGCCAUAAAUGGUGUAGUGGACUCGUUGAAGGCAGUGUUCCGGACGUGGUUCAUGCGGUCGGCCGUGACGAGCACGGAGUGGACACGUGAUGGCGUGUUCCCUAGGCCGCCGCUGCAUGAUGUCCUGUACAAGCUGUUCAUGGCGGGCAAGUUGACGAUGCCCGGGACAAUCCAGAGGAGCUGGUGGCGGGCUGGCACCGUGCCGAAGGGUUGGCUGUCGCGGAUGGACCGCCUGAAGGGGAAAGCUGCGGCCGGCAUGUUUGACAUGAUGGUGGUGGACUUGACGUGCCUGCAGCUGGUGAUUGAGGAGUUCAAAAGCAAGUGCAGCAGCGGGGCGUUUAUGACGGCGUGGGACUUCGUGGGGUGCGACGAAUUUCUACUUGAGAAGUGGGCGCCUGAGGGGGCCGAGGAGGAAGGCUCAGAGGAUGAGAUUCCGGCCUUUUUUUGCAUCCCGGAGGGCCCGCUCAUGCGCGACAGGCGCAGCUGUCGCCGGGUGGGCCGCAUGGUUCACGGUGGUUUCGUGAAGCGUGCGGAGGCCUUGGGUAUUCAGCCGAAGGACGUGCCAGAGGAGGCCGGCGUGGUGAAUGAGGAGGUUGCGAGCCGCCUUCGAUGCACACCUACUAAGCGCAUCCGGGUGUGCAGCUCCAGUGAUGAGGGGCUCACGUCUUCCGCGUCGGAUGAGGGAGGCCACAUCCCGAAGGCGGGUGUGUUGUUCCCAUUGGAGGAUGACAAGGAGAGCGUCAUACGCAUGGUGUAA